This is a messenger RNA of Wyeomyia smithii (pitcher-plant mosquito), 1796 nucleotides long. Its product is annotated as myrosinase 1-like. Gene Ontology annotation, biological process: carbohydrate metabolic process. Gene Ontology annotation, molecular function: beta-glucosidase activity. Lineage: Eukaryota; Metazoa; Arthropoda; Insecta; Diptera; Culicidae. The transcript is spliced from 6 exons. Bases 231 to 1796 code for a protein of 521 amino acids. The record is from RefSeq and is a predicted model, not a curated record.
UAAUUAUAGAUAAAUAUCUACGAAAAUAAAAUCUUAAGCUACACCAGGAUGAUACAUCUGAUCUGAUGUCUUCUAGCCUCUAAUAAAAAGCUUCAGUCCAAAAGUAAUGCUGAUAACGUAUACGAUUAUUAUCACUCAUUUGUUGUCUCUCAGCGUCUGUAUCAGCCACCGGUUGUUGUUAGUGUUAAUGCUUUGCUGCAAUAAACCGGUUGUGUUUUGAGGCAUUUGAAAUGACUCUCCAAACAAUAGUGUUAUUCUGUACUGCUUCUUUAUUGUGGUGGUCCGUGGAAGGUCGACAGUUUCCGAACCAAUUCAAGUUUGGUGUUGGCACGUCUUCUUACCAGAUCGAGGGGGCUUGGAAUGUGGACGGUAAGGGUGAAUCCAUUUGGGAUCAUUUCACCCAUCAUCAUCCUGAUAUGAUAGCGGACCGAAGUAAUGGUGAUGUUGCCUGCGAUAGUUAUCAUCAGUGGCGAAGAGAUGUAGAAAUGGUCAAUGAACUUGGAGUUGACAUAUAUCGCUUCUCAAUUGCCUGGGCACGAAUCAUGCCAACAGGUUUAAGUAAUCAAAUAAAUCUGAAAGGUAUUGAGUAUUAUGACAAUCUCAUAAACGAGCUACUCGAGAAUGGAAUCACUCCAAUGGUAACGUUGUAUCAUUUUGAUUUACCACAAAAACUGCAUGAUCUGGGUGGUUGGUUGACCGCCGAUAUUGUACAUCAUUUCGUGGAGUAUGCGAGAGUAGUUUUCAAAACUUAUGGCGAUCGAGUUCGAAUGUGGACAACAUUCAACGAACCCUGGCACAUUUGUGAAAAUUCGUACGGUAGAGAUGGAUUAGCACCGGCUGUAAAUUUUUCUGGAGUAGCAAACUAUAUUUGUGGUCACAAUUUGCUUAAGGCUCACGCCGAAGCAGUCCAUUUAUACAGAGAACAGUUUCAGUCAAGGCAGCAUGGUGUGAUUGGAAUUUCAUUGGAUUCACGAUGGUAUGAACCCGCAACUGAAUCGACAGACGACUCGGAAGCUUCCGAGUGGGCUUUACAGUUUCAUUUAGGCUGGUUUGGGCAUCCAAUAUUCUCUUCAACUGGAGAUUAUCCAGAAUACGUUAAGAAACGGAUUAACGCCUUGAGUAAAGAUCAAAACUUCUCUAGAUCAAGAUUACCAGUAUUCACGGCAGAUGAAAUCAAUCGGAUUAAAGGAACGGCUGAUUUUUUUGGUUUGAACACAUACACGACAAGACUGGUAACUAAAAACAGUGAAAGUAAUGCUGCCAAUUACAAAACCCCAUCGUUUGAGCACGAUUCUGCAGUUAUAUUCACGGUUGAUUCGAGUUGGGCUUCUGCGCAUACUUCUUGGCUCAAGAUCGUUCCUUUUGGUCUUCGUAAGCUGUUGAACUGGAUCAGGAAGGAAUAUGGAAACCUUCCAAUGUGGGUUACAGAAAACGGCAUCGGGACGAGUAUGGGAACCGUAGACUACCAACGGGUAGACUAUUACAACGGUUAUCUGGACGCUGUAUUGGAUGCAAUCGAAGAUGGGUGCGAUGUACGCGGGUACAUCGCGUGGAGUCUGAUGGAUAAUUUCGAAUGGCGUGCGGGAUAUGAAAGCAAGUUUGGGCUAUUUUAUGUUGAUUUUGAAAGUCCCAACCGAACACGGUAUGCUAAAAUGUCUGCUAAAGUUUAUAGGAGGAUUAUUGAAUCACGUUCAAUCGACAACAGCUUCCGACCACAACCUGACGUUAUUAUUUUAUCGAGUGAUGAUAUGUAUUGUGAUAAGAAUGCCUUCGAAAAUAAAGCAUGUGUUCCAUGA